Molecule: messenger RNA, 1317 nt
Organism: Centruroides sculpturatus (bark scorpion)
Lineage: Eukaryota; Metazoa; Arthropoda; Arachnida; Scorpiones; Buthidae
Product: patched domain-containing protein 3-like
Exons: 1
Coding region: 1-1317 (438 amino acids)
Cellular component (GO): membrane
Source: RefSeq, a predicted model, not a curated record
AUGUUUUCUAUGAUAAAUUAUUCGAGUCAUCUCAAUAAUUAUUCGUAUUACAUUGUUUUCUUUUCAGAAAAUGAACGAUCUGAAACCGGAACAGACAGGGCGCGAUCGAAUAAUAGUGAUGGUGCCGUGAAAUUCCUCUCCGAAAAGUUGGGAACACUUCUCGGUAAGAAAGUAAUAAAAAUUUUGGUAGUAAUAACAUUUGCGUGUGGUGUUGCCGGAAACAUUUACAAUAUGAAACACAUGAAAGAAGGAAUAGAAAUGGUGGACACGUUACCGUUUUCCUCUUACAUCACGAAGUUCUUUCAAGUGCAUUACCGAUAUUUCACAGACUAUCCUCACUCGAUACAAGUCGUUUUUAAUCAGUCUCUUGAUUAUUCUAAUUCUAACGUACAAGAAGAAGUAGAGAACAUUUUACGAACGUUCGAGAGCUCUCCUUACAUUAGUGGAAGCAACCUCACAAUGUGUUGGAUAAGGAAAUAUCUUUCCUUCAUUCGCGAUAAGAAAAUAAACUACUUGAUAAAAGAUUUUAACACCAGCGAUUCUCGAGGAUUCGUAGAAGGACUGAAACUAGUAUUUUUGAGAUUUAAACCAUUCUCUUAUUUCCGGAAAGACAUUGCAUGGAACAGCGAGCGAAACCAAAUCGUUGCUUCCAGAUGUUUUGUGACGUCAAAAGGAGUCAGAAGUGGAAACGACGAAAGAAUUAUGUUGGAAAAUUUGCGUGCGACCGCGGAUCGUAGCAAGUAUCGAGUAUUUGCGUACAAUGCUUUCUUCGUCAUUUACGAACAACACUUGAAUAUGCCCUCCCUCUUUCUGCAAAACGUGGGAAUUGCUAUGGGCGUGGUGUGUCUGAUAUUCCUAGCGUUGAUACAGAAUAUUUCUUACGCUCUUUGUGUCAUGUUGAAUUUGGUGUGCAUCAUGGUGGAAUCCGUAGGAUUCAUGAUUUGUUGGGAAGUUAAAUUGGACAUGAUAUCGGUCAUGCUUUUAACGAUGAGUGCGGGAAUUUGCAUCGACUUUUCGUCUCACGUGGCAUACGCUUACAAUUGUUGUCUAGACGAAUCUCCCGAAAAAAAGAUUAGAGUUUCGCUUUACGCGGUAGGAUACCCCAUAGUACAGGGAUGUCUGUCGACAAUACUGUGUGUAGUAGUUUUCGUAUUUGGACCUUCUUAUACGUUCGUCAUAUUUUCCAAGGUAAUCUCCUUGGUUAUGAUUUUGGCCCUUUUUAACGCUAUGAUUCUGUUACCGGUAAUCCUGAGCGUGGCUGAUUCCAUUCGUGGUUUUUGGAACAAGAAAAACAUCGCCAUCAAUUCGACUUCAUAA